Sciurus carolinensis (gray squirrel) is the source of this 303-nucleotide messenger RNA. Its product is annotated as DPEP2 neighbor protein-like. The coding region runs from base 1 to 303 and encodes 100 amino acids. The record is from RefSeq and is a predicted model, not a curated record. Lineage: Eukaryota; Metazoa; Chordata; Mammalia; Rodentia; Sciuridae. The transcript is spliced from 2 exons.
AUGUCUGACCCGAUAUUUUAUAUUCAGUCUAACUUGUCUUCCGAGCCCUGGGAGAGCACUGCGGCAGCAGCGGUGCCUCCCACGUCUCCUCCUACACCUGCAUACUACCAUGUUCUGUACCAAGGAUGUGGAGAAACCCAGGUGGGCUGGCAUGGGGAGACAUACUGCCUGGUUGGUGGCUACCGGCUCUAUGGGGACGCUCCCUUGGCCACUUCAGCCAAGGACAAAAUAGACAAGUCAGCAGAGAAACCAGCAGAGAAGCCAGCUGAAAAGUCAACAGAGAAGCCCAAUCAGAGAGCCUGA